GGGCUGUAGUAGUUCAUUCCAAGCAGCGGAGCAGAGGGAGAGGAGCAGAGCAACGGAGAGAAGAAACGAAAAGCUCUGUGUUUAACAAAGUUCAGAGUGUGUUUCACUCCAGGCACUCUGACACUAACUCACUCUCAGUGGGGCCUCGUUGUGACUAUUUCUCCUGCGUGAAGACGGGACGGUGAGGAGAACCGGGACCGACCGACCGGGCGCAGCCUGCCACUCACAGCCGCCUGUCCUCUCUCAUCAUCCGCCGGGGUUUGAGACCUAUUUUUUAUUUUUUGAGCGGUCCUAAAGAAAAGUUUACUAUGCUUGAACCGGCGGUUUAAUUCUACAGCGGCUGAGAUGCUGCCUGCGGAGUUUGAUGCUGUUUCCAUCCCAUAGCCUGGAAGUCAUCUGUUUGGAUAUAUCAUCAUCACCACUGGGACCGACCUUAUCUACCUAUGAAACAUCUGAGUGUAUAAUGGAGUACCGCCACACUUCGGUUCCCCUACUGGUUUUAUGUGCACUCACAACUUUGGCAUAUGGAUCCCGACCCAGGUUAGAGGAUGCGCCUCCUCGGAUCGUAGAGCACCCGUCUGAUCUGAUCGUGUCCAAGGGCGAGCCGGCCACCCUCAACUGUAAGGCAGAGGGACGGCCGACGCCGAUGGUGGAAUGGUACAAAGACGGCGAGCGCGUCGAGACGGACAGAGAGGACCCUCGGUCCCACCGGAUGCUAUUACCCAGCGGCUCCCUCUUCUUCCUGCGCAUCGUACACGGCAGGCGAAGCAAACCCGACGAAGGCGUCUACGUGUGCGUGGCGCGCAACUACCUGGGCGAGGCGGUCAGUCGCAAUGCAUCGCUGGAGGUGGCAAUUUUAAGAGAUGACUUCCGUCAAACGCCGAGUGAUGUGGUGGUAGCAGCAGGUGAGCCGGCUGUCAUGGAGUGUAUCCCCCCCAGAGGCCAUCCUGAGCCCACCAUCUCCUGGAAGAGAAACAACAUCCGGGUCAAUGACCGAGAUGAGAGGAUCACUAUGCGAGGAGGUAAAUUGAUGAUUUCCAACACCAGGAAAAGCGAUGCUGGCAUGUAUGUGUGCGUUGGAACCAACAUGGUGGGAGAGAAAGACAGCGAUCCUGCUGAGCUGGUGGUGUUUGAGAGGCCUGUGUUCACCAAACAGCCGGUGAACCAGGUGGUGUUGGCAGACGACACGGUGGACUUCUUCUGCGAGGUGCACGGAGACCCGACUCCGACUGUCCGCUGGCGGCGAGAGGAGGGAGAGUUACCCCGGGGCAGAUUUGAGAUCCGCAGCGACAACAGUCUGCGUCUGACCCAGGUGCGAGGUGAGGACGAAGGCACUUACACCUGCGUGUCAGAGAACAGCGUGGGCAAAGCCGAGUCAUCGGGGAGCCUGCAAGUGCACGUGCCCCCUCAGAUCGUCGUAAGGCCGCGGGACCAGAUCACAGCCCCGGGUCGCACCGUAACCUUCCUCUGUGGCACCAAAGGGAACCCUCCGCCAGCAGUCUUCUGGCAAAAAGAAGGCAGCCAGAUCCUGCUGUUCCCCAUCCAGGAGCCGUCCCAGUCGGGCCGUUUCUCCGUGUCGCUGAGCGGCGAGCUCACCAUCACCGACGUCCAAGUGGAAGACUCCGGCUACUACAUCUGCCAGGCCAUCAGCGUGGCCGGCAGCAUCCUGACCAAAGCCCUGCUAGAGGUGGAAAGUGCACCUUCAGACCGCCUCCCGCCUAUCAUCCGACAGGGCCCAGCAAAUCACACAUUAGCACCUGGCUCCACCGCUCAGCUGCACUGCCACAUCAUGGGAAACCCCAUCCCCAGCAUCCAAUGGGAGAAAGACAGCCAGAGGAUCCUUGGAAACGAUGGUAGAAUAAGCUUGAUGGAAAACGGCACCUUUCAAAUCACCAACCUCCAGGAAACGGACUCCGGGGUCUACACCUGCCUGGCUUCCAGCUCCAGUGGAGAGACGAGUUGGAGUGGAGUGCUCACAGUCAAAGAGAGUGCAGACCAGUCGGUCGCCCAGGCCACGGAGCCCUUCCAGCUGCCGGGUCCCCCGCACAAACCCAUCGUCACGGACGUGUCCAAGAAUAGCGUCUCUCUGACCUGGCAACCCAACGCCCACGAGGGUGGAGCCGCCGUCACCGCCUACAUCAUAGAGGCCUUCAGCCAAUCAGCCGGCAGCACGUGGCAGACUGUAGCCGACAUGGUCAAGAUGGAAACGCACACCAUCACCGGCCUCCUCCCCAACACCAUCUACCUGUUCAUCGUCCGAGCCAUCAACGCCUACGGCCUGAGCGACCCGAGCCCCAUCUCUGAGCCCGUCAGAACCCAAGAUGUGAGUCCUACGGGUCAGGGAGUGGACCACAGGCAAGUGCAGAGGGAGCUGGGAGAGGUGGCCGUCCAGCUGCAGGAGCCCGUCACCCUGACGACGUCCUCUAUCCGAGUGUCCUGGACUGUUGACCGUCAGUCUCAGUACGUCCAGGGCUACCGUCUCUUCUACCGACCCACCGGGGGAACCUGGCUCCUGCAGGACAUCAACUCCCCCUCGGAACGCAUCAGCGUCCUCACCAGCCUGCUCAAGGGAACCGAGUACGAGAUGAAAAUCCGUCCCUACUUCGACGAGUUCCAGGGGAGGGACAGCCGAACGUUACUGGUCCGAACCCCGGAAGAGGUCCCCAGUGCCCCACCCAGAGCUGUCACAGUGGUAACAGUGAAGCUAAGCAACAGCUCCAGCAUCAGCGUCUCCUGGGAGCCUCCGCCCAGCGAGAUGCAUAACGGCAUCAUCCAGGAGUACAGGGUUUGGUGUGUAGGCAGCGGCGGCGGCGAUAACCAGACACGCUACUACAUCAACAGGACGGUGGACGGGAACACGCUGUCCACAGCGCUGAAGGGCCUGGUGCCCGGCGUGCUCUACCAGGUGGAGGUGGCGGCAGUGACCAGCGCCGGCAUCGGCACCCGCAGUCAACCGGUGUCUGUCCUUAUCAAGCUGCCAGCUGAACAGCCAUCAGUGCCAGGCGGAGGAGGUGGCACCGGCGACGGGGGCGACGGCGGCGAGGAGAGCAGCGUGAGUCUGGCCGAGCAGAUCACCGACGUGGUCAAGCAGCCGGCGUUCAUCGCGGGUAUCGGCGGAGCCUGCUGGGUCAUCCUCAUGGGCUUCAGCGUCUGGAUCUACUGCCGGCGCAAGAAGAGGAAGGAGCUGAGCCACUACACCGCUUCGUUCGCCUACACACCAGCAGUUGGUUUCCCACAUGUAGAGGGAACAGGACUUAAUGGAAGGCCCGGCGUGCUGGGAGGCAACAUGGGCAACUACCCGUGGCUGGCAGACUCUUGGCCCACCACCAACCUGGUCCACAGCGGCAAAGAGGCAGUUAACUGCUGCACCAGCAAUCACGACACAGCUGAGAGAUACUACAAUGACGCAGGAAUCUCCAACUACCUGAAUCAGACGGAGAAGUACAGCAUGGGCGGCUCCACCGAAGGGCCCAUCUACAGCACCAUCGACGCCACCAACGAAGACCUGAACGGCUUCGCAUACGCCCAGCAUGCCUCCACCGCUCCCUACGCCUCCACCUCCAUCAUGCCUUUCACCAACCAGAUAGAGGCACCGUCCCACGGCGGGGAGCUGCAGGAGGACGGACACUGGAUCGCCCAGCCGGGGUCGUCAGGAGCUCAGUACGCCCAGCCGGACCGCUGCAAUGGUAGUAAGCCCAAGCAGAAGGCGAUGGGCAAGGCGGUCAAGACCCCGUCUUUGACCUGGAUGGAGGCGCUGCCCCCACCUCCCCCCAUUGGAGAGCUGGAACAGUGUGAGCGAGACGAGCAGCCUCCCGAGCAUGAGGACAUGGACAUAGGCUCGGACGAGGAGUGGUGUCCCCCCCUCCCUGAGAGGACCUACCUGAUGGAGGGCAGCGAGGAUGGACCCUGUCCCCCACAGAGGAACAACGCCUCCUCCCCCGCCACCUCCUACAGCCACCAGUCCACCGCCACGCUCACGCCGUCGCCCCGAGAGGAGAGCCGAGCACCCCAUGACCUCCCCCGCCUUAACCACGUCGACGGCCAGCAGCUCUUACGCAGAAGGUUACCCUGUGGUCCAGUGCCAGUUCCCCAGGCGCCGAGCCCGCUGCUCACCCAGUCCAACCCCAACCUCUCCGGCCAACAGCAUCACGGCUCACCGGAGGUUGGCACGCUGCAGUGCCAGAGCCCUGCCCAUCGUGGCCUCCACAGCCAGGGGCCGGCCCUGAACGACGACACCAACGGCGCCUCUACACCCGUGCACAGCCGCUCAUCCCCAGCAGAUGCAUGCACUCCUCCCAACCAAAAAUCACGCGUGAAAAAAAAGGUGUCAAAGAGUUCAGCGUACAGAAGAGACGUGCAAGGAGACCUGCCCCCGCCUCCGGAGCCGCCCCCAGGGGAGGACAGGUUGCGGGGCCCCCAGGGGUGCGCGGAGGCCGGCAACAUGGUGAACGGCGCUCCGUCCUCCCUGGAGAGGAGCGAAUACAGCAGCAGCAGCCACCAACGGAAAGGCUCGGGACAAAGACAAACCGACAAUGAGGAGUUGGUUCCGUACAGCAGUAAGGCCGGUUACCUCUCCAGGAGUCAGAUGUCCAGUAACUGCUCGACCACAGGAAGCUCCUCCUCCAGAGGCUCCACGGGCUCCCGAGGGCUCAACUCAGCCCGGAAACACACCGAGGAAAUGAGAUAAGGACACCAGUGACUCUGUCGACGCCUCCAUCAUCCACCAUCUUUGUCACUGUGGACACAAAGAGCUGGACGAGAGGAUGGUACACUCUGUGUCAUCGCUGUGAAAGAAAGCAACAACGGACUUUACAUCAUGUUUAUUUUUUUGGUUUUACUACGAUUAUUUAUGGGCAAUCGAGUUCAUUCCUCUUCCUUGAUUUGUAAAUAUCUGUGUCUGUACUGUUCUGUUGUGGGCUCUGGAUACAGGGAAAGAGACGUAUAUUGUAUUUAUAAGGAUAGAAAAAACGAAACAAACAAAAGUCUGUUAUAAAAAUAAAAAAAAGCUCAUGUCUUCUUGAAUGUGCCAACCUUUUUUAGUCAAAAAUGUAUACUCUUGGAAAAAGCAUUAACUGCUGUUGCACUCUCUUGUUGUCAUGGCAAAAACAACAAGAAAAUAUGAAGCACAAAGUGUGUUUGUUGGUCGGAAAAGCCAAAACGAGCGGG
This is a messenger RNA of Anoplopoma fimbria (sablefish), 5166 nucleotides long. RefSeq names its product roundabout, axon guidance receptor, homolog 3 (Drosophila) (gene robo3). The transcript is spliced from 27 exons. Bases 365 to 4687 code for a protein of 1440 amino acids. NCBI's taxonomy places the organism in Eukaryota, Metazoa, Chordata, Actinopteri, Perciformes, Anoplopomatidae. Gene Ontology annotation, molecular function: protein binding. The record is from RefSeq and is a predicted model, not a curated record.